This is a messenger RNA of Hymenoscyphus albidus, 1508 nucleotides long. Lineage: Eukaryota; Fungi; Ascomycota; Leotiomycetes; Helotiales; Helotiaceae. The record is from the annotation of a GenBank genome assembly.
GCUCCUCCUCCACCUUCCUCGCAGACCCUCUCGGAAAAAACAAUACUACAACUACAAGUGCCCUUGGGUGCUGCCCACCAAUUUCUCCCUAAGACCAGGCGACUUCAGCAGAUAUCAUGUCAGAAUCUACUAAAUACCUAUUGGUCUCCCUUCCGACCUCGAUCGUUCCCUCAAGUGAUAAAGAGGAAGCUCUCCAAGCAAUACGUUCCACCAUCACCUCAAACAACGGUGCUGUUGCACCCUUCAAAAUUCCGGAAUUUAAGAUUGGAACCUUGGAUGCUUUGGUACAACAAGCAGACGAUCUUGCGAAGCUCGACAAUGCGUGCAAUGGUGUGGUAGCCAAGGUUGGGGAGUCCCUCCGGGGAUUGUUAGAAGGAGAUGAGGGAAAGAUAGCACAGCAGAAAACAGUUAAUGACAGUGCGUGGUACCGAGUGGAGUAUAGUUGGAAGUUCUGCUGACUCCUCCGAAUAGAGCCUGCCGAUCAAUACCUGCGGUCUUUUACCUGGAACAAAGUCAAGUACCGAGCAGAUAAGCCCCUCGCAGAACUUAUCGACUCACUGCAGAAGGUGGGUGAGAGCUUGGUCCGUUAUGAUUCAACUAACUUUAGGACAGGAACUUGUGAGUAUCGACAACGAUGUCAAGUCCAAAGUCAACCAGUACAACGGAGUCAAGACGAAUCUCACAGCUUUACAGAGAAAGCAAACGUUCGUAUUCUCCUGCUACCUAAAGAAAACAAUGUUCACAUAUCACACAGAGGAAAUCUCUCCACGAAAUCACUCACACCAGUCGUCGAUCCAAAAUUAUUGAUACAAAACUCCGAAUACCUCGAAACCCACCUCGUUGUAGUUCCUUCGAAUGUCAAGAAGGAAUACCUCAAAACCUACGAAACUAUCUCGCCAAUGGUUGUUCCACGAUCGUCUGUAGAAGUCGCACACGAUGAUGAGUUUACCUUAUACGCAGUCACCACUUUCAAAAAGCACAGUGCCGAGUUCCAGCAUAAAUGCAGAGAGAUGAAAUGGACACCACGGGAUUACAAAUAUGUUGAGGGCGGGAAAGAGGAGGAAAGAAAGGAAGUGGAGAGAGUGAGCAGGGAUGAGAGAAAGGGUUGGGGUGAGGCAUUAAGACUGGCGAGAACGGGGUGGAGCGAAGCUGUGAUGAUAUGGAUUCAUGUCCUUACCAUACGGGUAUUUGUCGAAACAGUUUUACGUUAUGGUCUGCCUUUGGACUUUGUUUGCGGAUUGGUCAAGGUAUGUUGCUUUGGAGGCGUUGUAGUGGAAAAUAGCUAAUUAUUGCAGACAACACCCAAACUUGCGAAGAAGGCAAAGGAUUCCCUUGAUUCAACAUAUUCAUAUCUGGGGGGAAAUGCAUUUGGGCGAGACAGUAAAGGGAAGGUCACAAAGGACGAUUCGGCAUUAUCGUCCGAAAUGGCAGCUGCAGGGGUUGGCUCUCACGGAGGAGAAGGCAGCGAGUAUACUGCCUAUGUUUAUUACGAGUUUGAGGUUUUAUAG